AACCUCUGUCGUCGUCGACAACCUCAACCGCGUUUCUUCCCACAUCGGACUAUCCUCGUCGUGCUCUGCAACUUGAAUAUUGCUUGCGCAUCCUUGCCAAAGCUUCUACUCAACCGUUGGGGUAAUUCGCCUCCGAAGCAGCUCCGCGAACGCCGCUCAACCGCCUACCCCACAGCCACCAUGGUGAAGCCGCUGGUUUCUGCGAUGAAUGCGUGGACAUGCAUCGUCGUGUCCGUAUUCGCUAUCGUCAUCCUCUCCGUCAUAGGCGCCCUAUUUAAAACGAACAGCCACACGAUGAUGGGAUCCAAGGAAGACCCGUCCGAUGGUGGCGCUGUAGCAGGCGCCGUGUUCGGAGCUGUCUUUAUAUACAUCGGGUUCUUCGUUUUCUGCGGUUUCCAAGCCCUGCUCCACAUGCGCGAAGCUCGCCGCGGCGCGAUAGCACUGUCAUAGUCUGAUACUCGAUGCAAAUGCGAGGAUAUGUAUGAACUUGAAACUGUAACACGUGUAGCGGAGCGAGGCAGGUUUAGACACACGGACAUCUUUCUGAUAUCCAGCGUGGCGGCACAUCGUGAAUGACGAUGGCCAACCGCGUAUGGGUGGCUUACGCCGUGGCGUUUGAAUGGCAUUAUGAACUGGGCUUAUAAUAUCCAGCAUUGAUUUCAGGGUUGCUUGUAGAAAUCUAGGUUUUAGCGCAGCAAUUUGCGAUCAAUACAUCUAUCUUAAACCACG
Paraphaeosphaeria sporulosa is the source of this 729-nucleotide messenger RNA. RefSeq lists its product as uncharacterized. Bases 181 to 450 code for a protein of 89 amino acids. NCBI's taxonomy places the organism in Eukaryota, Fungi, Ascomycota, Dothideomycetes, Pleosporales, Didymosphaeriaceae. The transcript is spliced from 4 exons. The record is from RefSeq and is a predicted model, not a curated record.